Messenger RNA from Chroicocephalus ridibundus (black-headed gull), 3257 nucleotides. RefSeq names its product coiled-coil domain containing 178 (gene CCDC178). The record is from RefSeq and is a predicted model, not a curated record. Bases 234 to 2768 code for a protein of 844 amino acids. NCBI's taxonomy places the organism in Eukaryota, Metazoa, Chordata, Aves, Charadriiformes, Laridae. The transcript is spliced from 21 exons.
GAGUUAAAUCCAGUUGGUGUCCAGUCACAAGUGGUGUCCACCAGGGCUCGGUGCUGGGGCCGGUUCUCUUUAAUAUCUUUAUCAAUGAUCUGGAUGAAGGGAUCGAAUGCACCCUCAAACCUGUUAUAUCCUUGAAAAUUUGAGUGCAUCAGUUCCACAUGUUCAUUAAGACCUUGACCCGUUCCUGCCAGGAAGGGCUGAAGAGAUAAGGCUGAAAAGUACUACCAGCAAUAAUGUGUGAAACAGAGUCAUUUUCUUGUUCUUCUAAUGACAGUAAUGAGCCAUCCCAAGAUAAGAACAAGUGCAUCACCACAAGGCAUCGUAGCUGUGCUUUUGUAAAUACUCCAUCACCCUGUAUUAACAAAGCCAUUCAUCACAUUCAAGAGUUAGAAUUAAAGGUGGAGAAAUGCUUUGAGCAGUAUGGUUAUGUGUUUAAGGAGGAGAAAAUACCACGGAUAACAGAACAGGUUACUGCUGAAUCUAUUAAAGAUAUCUGGUUAUCAUUAUCCACUAAGUUGGAUUUUAAAGAAGCUGAAGUAUCUUGUGAAGACGACAAGACGUUAACCUUGAAGCAGGAAACAGAAGCUUUGCUAUUGGAAGUUACUGAGCUAAUUAAGCGGCUGGAGGCUGAUCGAGAGGAAGCAGAAAAAGCUUUGGAGUUGGAGAAACAGCGAGGGAAAAAGCUUGGCAUGAAAAUUGAUUGUAUGUCACUUUGGAGGCUACAGCAGCUUCCUGCAGCUGUUCAAAAAGAAUAUGACAUGUGUGUUCAAGAUACCUUGGAGCUACAAUGGCAUUUUGAUUGUAAAAGCCAUCAGCUGCGACAGUUACAAAACCAAAUACUUCAGACAGAAACAGUCAACAGAAAGAUUCAGGAGGAUAUAGACUUCAUGAAGAAACACAGCCCUCUGCUGGAAGAAAAGCUGAUUCUAGAGGGUGAAGCUGUGAAGGAAGUGUUGCUGGCUUAUGAAAAGGCAUCAAAAAUAUACAGUGAUAUUUGUUGUGAACUGAUGGAAAUCCGAAAGGCAAUGAAAAGAAUUGAUGAAGAAUCUGAAAAGAAGAUAGAAUCUAUGUAUGAGAAAAUCAAAUGUGCUGAGAUGCUACUGAGUCAAUACAAGAAUGAGUUAAAGCAUUCUGAAUUUAUUUGGACCGAAUACUGUAUGAAGUUAAAAGAAACAGAGGAGAAGAUUAUAAAGGAUGAAAAACACCUUGAGGAGUUAGUGAAGCAAAAAGCAGAAAUCCAGGAAGAUGUAAAAUGUUGGAACAGCAAAAUAGAAGAUUUGAAUAAUAGAAUAGCUGCCCAAGGAGAUGAGAGCAUAAAAAUAUCAGAUGCUUCUUCUGAAGUAAUUAAAGCUCUGGAAGAAUUAAAAUCCACCAGGGAAAGUGAUCUACAGAAUAGAAAGCAAAAGAUUCUAUAUAUUAAUGAAGCAUUGGACGUUUUGAAAUGUGAAAACGAAGAACUUGAGGGAGAAAAUGAAGAGAUUUUGCAAAACAUUGGAAAUAGUUCAAGAAAAAAGAAGGUUUAUGAGUCAGAAGUUGAAACUAUCUGCAAAAGCAUCUGUGAGAUCGAAACGCAAAUAGAAAGGCUAAAUGAAGAUCUCUGUAAUGCUGAAUUGUCCUACAAUGAAAAAAAAAGAAAGUAUGAUGACUUAAAAAAAAACAAAACUGCAGAAGAAAUCUCUUACAAGAAUUCGGAGUGGAAUCUUAAAAAAGAAAUUCAAGAUCAAAAAAGAAUUUGGAAAGGGACUCAGGCCAGGAUUAAAGCAGUAUAUGAUGAGCUAGAGGAAAAGCAAAAAGCUAGAUUCAAGAAGAGAAAGGAAGAUACGAAGAGGAUAGAAGAGAUUAAGAGACAAGUACCUGAUCUAGAAACAAAAUUCAAAAGAAAUAAAGAUCUAUUUAAAGAAGAACAGAAGAAGCUCUCCUAUUUGGAUCAGAGAGUACAAGAGCUAGAUAAACAGCAGAAGCAAACUGAACAGCAACUGGAACAAAAAACAAGUAUUAUGCAGCAACAAUUAAAUGAUAUACAGGAAAAAAAUUCAUUUGUUUCCAGUGAAAUUGCUGAAAACUCUCACACUAUGGAAAAUUUAACAAAUGAACUUAAAGAAUUAAAUGAAUUAUGGAACAUUAAGCAAAUAGAGAUGGAAAAUACAGAAAAAUCUUUAGUUGACUUGCGGAAAAAUUUAAGCGGUGUGAAGUUUAAGCAGCAAAAUGUUCAGAUGGUAUUUAAUCAUCUCCAAGAUGAGCUAGCAGAACAUGAGAAAAGGUUAAAGCGGGAAGAAAAAACAUAUGGAGAAUUACUACAGAUUAGAAAGAAAAACCUGAAAGAUUUGGAAGCUGCUCUGGAGCAAGUCAUUAAAGAAAAUCUGUGGUUAGCUCAAGAAUAUCAAAUCUUUCAGAACAACUACUUAAACAGUAAAGACGACCUCAGAAAACUCUAUGACAAUAGAAUCAGGGUGGAAGCUGCUAUUAGAGAUCAUCAGCAGCUUUGGGCGCUGCAGAGGCGGCUGCGCGGGGCGCUGGCGGGGAGGUGGAGGCGGCGCGGCCUCUCCAUCCAGGCUGGGCUGGCGAGGAUCCAGGCAGCCUCUCAGGAGAACGCUCAGAAAAUAUUAGCUGUGCAGGGGGAGUUGUCAAAAGCAAUCCAGAACGUCACUGCUUUCUCGCGCUCCUUGACAGAUGGCUCGCCGACUACAGACAACAAUGCAAACAACCAGUGUAUCUUGGAUGCUGAAAUAAAAGACAAGAAAAGUCACACAGUUCAGAUAACAGUGUAAUUGGACAUUCACCUGUUUGCCAUUUCACACUUCCAUGGACGAAAAACUCACUCACCUCCCAGCAUGCCUUGCCAUUCUUUUACUUACAGCAAAUCCAUAACAAUGAAACAGGUGACUUUCAUGCUGCUGUCAGGAACGAUCUAAUUUCAGCUCUGGGUGACUGAUUGCAAUUGGCUUUGCCUCAUCUGAUAAUUAAUCUAUGUCACCAUUAAUUGGAAGAGAGAAUAAUUACUGGCGGUGUUGACAGUGACUGUACGCUUCCCCAGAUUUCCCCACCGUGUUGGCCCAAAUAAAGGCUUUGCAAUUCAGUACUUAAAGUUUAUGUAAACUGGAACAAUACCUAUGCCCAUGUGACACUUGCAGACACUCUGUCGAAUAUACUUUUGUUUUUGUGUUUACCAGUCUUUUUGAGCUCUCUGUGAGCUGUCUCCCUCAAUCACUCCUCAAUGUUCUAUCUUAAUUUUGUGGAAGUUUAAAGUUUUCAAUGAG